This is a messenger RNA of Punctularia strigosozonata HHB-11173 SS5, 537 nucleotides long. RefSeq lists its product as uncharacterized. The transcript has 4 exons. Gene Ontology annotation, biological process: chromatin remodeling. Gene Ontology annotation, cellular component: Ino80 complex. The record is from RefSeq and is a predicted model, not a curated record. Lineage: Eukaryota; Fungi; Basidiomycota; Agaricomycetes; Corticiales; Punctulariaceae. Bases 1 to 537 code for a protein of 178 amino acids.
AUGUUACAGUACCCGUGUGUCAUAGCGCUGCAUGAUCCCUGCUCUACAUUCUCAACAUAUGCAUUCUCUUGCGGUCGUGGCCCACUCUCGGACACCUUGAAGACACCAUCAGAGCAGGUGUCCUUCUUGCACUUCCCGCGGCCGUUCAAGAACCCGGAGUAUACCAAGAACUCGAACCGAAGGACGAAGAACCUGAAGACCGUGCUGACCCAGGAGAAGGAGCGCGAGCGCGUUGAGAGAGAGCGCCGGCGGGCAGAGAAGGAGCAGGCGAUGGACGUCGACCACGAGGGCGCUCCGUCGUCGAAGGAAGAUGAUGAGCCAGAGGACAUUCCGACGUAUGCUUCCAUCGAGGCACCUCCUUCUUUGCUCCCUCAACGGCGCUACUGUGACAUAACCGGCUUGGAGGCUCCGUAUACGGACCCCACCACAGGAUUGCGCUAUCAUGACAAGAGCAUAUAUGAAAUUAUCAAGGGACUUAGCACAAGCGCUGCAAAGGACUACCUCGCAGCUCGAGGCGUGAACCCGGUAGUGAAGUAG